UAUCAGGACCACAGGCGGUCUCCUGCCAGAGUGUCAGGAUUUGGCAGGUGCUUCUGGAAUGCUCCGGGAGCAGGAUUAUGCAGGCACAAGCAGAAACAGCAGAAACUGCGCUACCAGCCGAGAGUGGCUUCUAUUUUCGGGACAUGGCUGAAGUGAUUCUGGGGAGCAUCAUCAAGAAGAAAGGCUGGAGGAGGUCCAGCCUGGUCAUAACAACCAAACUCUACUGGGGUGGAAAAGCUGAAACAGAAAGAGGGUUGUCAAGAAAACAUAUUAUUGAAGGACUGAAGGGCUCCCUCCAGAGGCUGCAGCUCGAGUAUGUGGAUGUAGUUUUUGCAAAUCGACCAGACAGUAACACCCCCAUGGAAGAAAUUGUUCGCGCCAUGACACAUGUGAUAAACCAAGGAAUGGCCAUGUACUGGGGAACUUCUCGCUGGAGUGCCAUGGAGAUCAUGGAAGCCUACUCAGUAGCAAGACAAUUCAACAUGAUCCCACCAGUCUGUGAACAAGCUGAAUACCAUCUUUUCCAGAGAGAGAAAGUAGAGGUUCAGCUGCCAGAGCUCUACCAUAAAAUAGGAGUUGGAGCAAUGACAUGGUCUCCACUGGCUUGUGGCAUCAUCUCAGGAAAAUAUGGAAACGGGGUGCCUGAAAGUUCUAGGGCUUCGCUGAAGUGCUACCAGUGGUUGAAGGAGAGAAUUGUGAGUGAAGAAGGGAGAAAACAGCAGAACAAGCUGAAAGAUCUCUCCCCGAUCGCAGAGCGUCUGGGAUGCACGCUACCUCAGCUAGCCGUGG
Molecule: messenger RNA, 789 nt
Organism: Odocoileus virginianus texanus
Lineage: Eukaryota; Metazoa; Chordata; Mammalia; Artiodactyla; Cervidae
Source: RefSeq, a predicted model, not a curated record